Molecule: messenger RNA, 1455 nt
Organism: Saccharomyces mikatae IFO 1815
Lineage: Eukaryota; Fungi; Ascomycota; Saccharomycetes; Saccharomycetales; Saccharomycetaceae
Gene: MMT2
Product: Mmt2p
Exons: 1
Coding region: 1-1455 (484 amino acids)
Biological process (GO): monoatomic cation transport; transmembrane transport
Cellular component (GO): membrane
Molecular function (GO): monoatomic cation transmembrane transporter activity
Source: RefSeq, a predicted model, not a curated record
AUGCUACGAAUAAGUAUUGGCUCGAUCAAGCAAUUUGGUCUGUCAGUUCCAGGCUAUAAAAGCGCUAAUUACAAUGCAACUGAGAGGGCUGUAAAACUACUCAAUUUGUACAGUACAACUACCUUCGUCAGCUCGAGCAGGCACAUGCAUUCUUCAAUGCCGCUAAAUAAAGAAGGUGGGGAGGAGAGACAUAAUGAAGAGCUUGUUGAACAAAAACUUGCACAGGAUGGGCUGACUUCCAAACGAAACGAUAGUGAACCAUCAAAAGAGAGUGCCACACCCUUAACUAAGUCACUGCUACAACAUACACACGGUCACAACCACACACAUAUGCAUGACAAUCCCCUAUUGUCGCUGAAUGUUCAACAAAUCAAAAAGAAUCCUGGUGUGAAAAUUACAUGGAUAGGUCUUGCAUCAAACGUGGGAAUGGCUGUUGGGAAAUUUAUAGGAGGAAUCACGUUUCAUUCUCAAGCAUUACUUGCUGACUCCGUGCAUGCUCUUAGUGAUUUAGUAUCGGAUUUCUUAACACUAUUUUCUGUCCACUAUGCAUCUCGUAAACCAAAUUCUGAGUACCCUUAUGGCUAUGGCAAAGUGGAAACUGUAGGGUCUCUUGCAGUAUCUACGAUUUUGACAAUGGCUGGUAUUUCUAUUGGUUGGUCAUCGUUAUGCGCUAUUGUGGGGCCCGUCAUCCCCCAUGCAAUUCUGGAAUCAAUGGCUAAUUUGAUCGGUGAGACACAUUCACAUUCUCAGUCAGUAACACAACAGGCCACUAAUGUAAAUGCCGUAUGGAUUGCAGCAGGUUCCAUCCUGGUGAAAGAAUGGGUUUUCCAGGCAACGAAAAAAGUUGCUAUUCAAACAAACUCCAAUGUACUAAUGGCGAAUGCAUGGCAUCAUCGUGUUGACUCUUUAACGUCGUUGGUGGCUUUGGUAGCUAUUACGUCGAGUUAUUUUUUCAACAUUCAGUCUUUAGAUAAUUUAGGUGGACUCGUAGUGUCGGGUUUAAUCAUAAGAACUGGUGGGCAAGGUAUAUUAUCUUCAUUGAAGGAGUUAGUGGAUCAGUCUAUACCACCGACUGAUCCUCGUUAUUUGGAAAUUGAAUCUGUAAUAAAGAACAGUAUAGGCUGUCUGAAAACCGACUUGGGUUUGAAAGGACCGCUACAUGUUAAAGACCUCACUAUAUUGGCUUCUGGUCCAAACCUUCGUGCUACCACGACUUUGGAAGUGCCAGUGUUAAAUUCCGGGCGAGAAGUAGGCAUAAAGCUAUUGGAAAACACCAUUUCAAUUAUAAGGGAAGAUUUACGUCAGAAAGUGCCGCACCUCGGGAAAGUGGACGUCGAAUUCGUUGAUGAAACGUCUGCAUGUAAUAAGAGUUCUGAAAAUUCCUAUCAUAACGUAUCGACAAGUCAUAUGCACACUCAUUUUGACUCGGCUGAUGAUCACUCCCACAGACAUUGA